This is a messenger RNA of Poecile atricapillus (Black-capped chickadee), 9510 nucleotides long. It is a transcript of the gene EXD2, whose product is annotated as exonuclease 3'-5' domain containing 2. Gene Ontology annotation, biological process: nucleobase-containing compound metabolic process. Lineage: Eukaryota; Metazoa; Chordata; Aves; Passeriformes; Paridae. The transcript has 9 exons. The record is from RefSeq and is a predicted model, not a curated record. Gene Ontology annotation, molecular function: nucleic acid binding; 3'-5' exonuclease activity. Gene Ontology annotation, cellular component: nucleus; cytoplasm. The coding region runs from base 5442 to 7307 and encodes 621 amino acids.
CUUGUUAUGGUUAUGAUGAUUUUUCUUUAGCCAGCCAUGGCAGAGAGGUGUUAGACACUCCGCCGCUUCCUGAUCCCGCUGGCUCCUCCCCGCUUCCCUCAGCAGCUGAUCCUCAGCUGCAGCCCGCGCCUCCCGGCUCGGCUCUAGCGUGGCGCCGCCGCCGGUUAGGUCGCUGCUGGAGCGGCGCGGGGGUACAGACACACUCGCCCCUGCGGGGGGACGGUAACGUUCGCCACUCCGGGGACGGACACUUCGCCACUCUAAGGACUUCCUGGGGCAAGGACAAUAUUCGUCGCUGCGGAGACUUGCAGGAGAUCGGACACACUCGCCGCUGCGGGGACCUUUUGGGACAAGGACGCGUUCGGCACUCGGAGGAGCCGCCGGGGAACGGGUGCACCCGUCACUCGGAGGAGCCGCGGGAGGACGCGUCCCGCCGCCGCUCAGCCGGCCCGGCGGAGUGACCUGCGCCGCCGGCGGCCCCGCGACCGGCACGGAGGUGGCGGUGGGCGGGCAGGUGCUCCCGCCGAGCGGUGAAUGGGAAAGGGAGCGCUCCGGACCACGCCCGGCCCGCCUCAAGGCAACGGGCGGGCAACGCGCAUGAGGGAAGAUGAGGGGAAAAAUAGCUCAGGUGCAGGGGCGGUUUGCAGUGGGGCUUGUCCUCUGUAAAUGCUGAGUGAUUUCUGCGGGAAUUUAAAGCAUUACGGCUUGAGAAUUCAGUUUGGGGUUUUUUUGUUGUUGUUGUGGUUGUUUAUGAUAGGUAUUAUGGGGCUAUCCGAGGUUUCAUAGCUUGCUCUCUCCUGCUCCUUCCCGAGCAACACCGAAAACAGGAGGGCUGCCCCAUCACAACUGAGUAGACCUUUUCUGCAGCCCUUGGAAGACUGGUGGAAGUACAGAUGAAUUUUCUUUCCCUUAUCCUGCAGUGUUAACUAGACCCCAAAACGCGGCUAGCUAACCAGGUGGAAAUGAUCUGUGUUGUCCUUCACUGUAACAAUACUCCAACCUUUACCUUACUGGAAUAAGAAUAUCUUUUCUCUUUCACCUGUACCUCUCAGGUAACCUCUGGUGCCAUGUAAGGUAACGGGAGUGUCAUUCAAAGGGUGAUGUCUGUGAGGUGCUGCACAGACCCCCAGUCCUACCUUGCAGCAUCUGACUGCAUGCUGCCUGUGCACAAAGUCAGCAGCUUGAACCUUUCAAGUCUGUAUUUCCUCAUGGCACCAGUAGCUAGGGAAGAUACAGUUUUGAGAAGGUGAGGUGUAUUAGCCUGACCAUCCUGGCCAUCUUUGUGUAGCCCUACAUCUACUAGGAAUUAGGAGUCUUCAAACUUUAAAAUAAGCCAAGGGAAAAACCAUCCCUGACAUAAACCAUGGUGUGGAAAGGUGACAGUACUAUUAGACUGCUGCCAUAUUCCAGUGACAGCUUUUCCAUAGAAACUGAAAUUUCAUUAUAGAAAGUCAGUUAAGUGCUUUGGGUUUCUUCUUGGUUAAGACUGUAGAAAGAGCAUCAAAUCCUGCCUAAACCAAGCUUUUUAUUUGACAGCACUAUAGCCUUAAUUUUAACACAUAAUAAAAGUAAAUAAAAAACUUUCUCUUCUAACUGUGAAUAAAAAAAGAAUGUAAGAAGUUACAUUAACAGUCUUAACAUUAAAAAUUAACAAUGCUUCACAACUGAAGUGAAAACAGAGCAGUAAAUCUCUUCUAAUCUGAACUGUACAUAAGGGUCUUUUCUAGUUACAGUUGUUGAUGGCUAACUAUUGCAAUGUAACACAUCUAGCCACCCUCAAUAUAGAGAGGCAAAGAUGCUGUCCACCAUGGUUUGUGUUUUUUACCUUAGCUUCAGACACAGGUAAACUUCAGAGAUGCUAUAAAAUCAUAUUUUAUAGCUCUGUUGCUUGCAUCCCAUGACAUUCUGCACCAUUACAAUUAUAUCAGAAACUGUUCCUCACUUCUAAAUUCCCAACAUGUGGUUCAUUUUUUCCCCUUUCCUAAAGUAUUGUUCAGGUUAAAUAUAUUUGAAUACCUUUGGUUUCUGUACUGAAAUAAAUAUGCAAUAUAAUAAAAUCUCCAGUGCUUUUUCUCCACGUUCUGGAUCCAGUCUCUAGGAAAGCUGUGUACUUACAUGGUUUUGCAUAGAAAUAAAAUUAUUUCCUAAGCCCCCAGUUCCAGGAUUUUAAAGAAAUAUUUAACUGAGUUUAGUUUUGUUUUGUUGGGUUGUUGUUUUUGUGGGUUUUUUUUUUUCGCUUGUUUGUUUUUGUGGGGUUUUUUAAAUCAUAUUUCUAAGCAGUCAGAAUUUAAAAGAAAAAUAAUAGCAGACUGACAGUCUGUUCUGCUCAAUGACAUGACCAUAUAGGUUAAAAAACUGUACUGGUAAGCAUUCUUUUCAUUCUGAUUCCUUUCUUUGAAUUAAUUUUGAAUAUAAUAUCUAAGGAACUUAUCAUAGGCUAUACAAGUAAUAUCUUCCUUGGAAAACAACAGGUUGCUGUGUUAAUAAAGCCAGAGUGCUAUUAUCUCUCCAAAGCACAUACACUGUUGUCCUGAGUCAUACCGAAGUAGCAUCAGUGAAGCAUCUUUGUCUACUUUCAAAGGAACAUUCUGCAGCUUGCAAUGGAAUUGAUGUACUGACAAUAGUUAGUCAAACAGACCAAACUUCAUCAAGUUGCUGUUCUGGGGGACAUGUUAGCGUGAGGGGUUGUCACAGACCAAGUUGGAUGGAGCUUGGCCAGACUGAAAGGACAUAGGAAGCCAGACUCUGUCUGUAUAUACUGUUUGAGCUGCUUAAUUCUGUAGGAUGUUUAUAGUCUACUCCAUGUCUCAAAAGUAGCAUGAAAUCAAGCACAGCAAAUGUCUUGACUGGUAUUUCAACAAGUAGGCAACAGAGUGGAGGAGUUAACUGGAAAGGAAAUUAGAGAUAAUGAGCAGGGUGAUGACUUGCUGUAGAUGCCCUUGUAAAUGAAGGUAAGUAAAUAAUGUUUACAGAAGAGAGAACUAGGAGAAUCCUUCAAAUAGAGAAGUGAUGUGGUUAGAGUAAUGAUCUAUGUAAACAAUCUUGGGUUGCAGUUUCAGAGUUGUUAAUUCCAAGGUUGUGCAGAGCCCAGUCUCUCAGCAGUACUAAAUUGAUGUCGAUGGCGUAUGGCCAUGGUGUCACAUUGCUCUCAUAUUAGCUUCUGUCCAUGCUACAGAAUUUCUGUUUUGCUUCUGGAAGGAUUGGCAAUAACUGAUCAUGGUUUACUGUCUGCUGGUACAAAGUUAGCUCUUCAACAUUUUUUUCUGAACAGAUUUGAAUUGGGAGAAUCAGUUAAAUUGCAUUAAUUGUUUCCAUUUGAUGGCUGUGAUGUAUUUGAUCAUUCAUAGGAGUCCUACAGUCAGCUUGUGUCACAGUUGUCAGACUGUGGCAUUUCCAGUGGCCAAUGCCUUUUGUCUUAGGAACUGUGUUGGUUAAUGGGUUAAUGCUGGGUGGAGAGGUAUUUGGACAGUCUUUGUCUAUCAGCAAGAGAACAAGGGUCUUAGCUGCAAGGAUGGAUCAAAGGACUGUUUUGGAGCUGCCACAUGGAAGCUGGAAAACAAGUUUUAUAUACCCUGGGUGCUAGGAUCUAGAGACAUUUCAGUCAGACCUGACAGUUGACAAGCUUGAGUGGCAGGUAAAUUGGUGAUGCUAUCCACAGAUACAAAGAAGAUAAUAAAAGGGCUUUCAGGGAAGAGUUCUAGCUCUGCUGAGCUCUAAUUUCCUGCUAGUCAUUCACAGAAGAGAGAAGACUGUGUUUUGAGUUUGGAUAGGGGGAGGUAUCUCAUCUGAAAUACAAAUAAAUUAAUAUCUCUCUGCAGAUGAUGUAUUGAUCUGCUCCUUUCCCUAGAGCUAACUCAAAGAUAAUGUAGGAGGAUAACAGAAGGAUAUGGCUCUCUGAGAGUCUGUCAAACACUAGGAACAAAGUCUUAAAUAGGUAAAAAGUAUGUAAGUGAAGCACGGUUGAUUGUAUCAGGUGAGAAAGGAUGAGAGUUAACUACUCUUUUUGGGGUUCUGUUGAGCCUUUGAUUGGCUUUGGUUAAUCCAGAGUGGAAACUGAGACAUUUGGACACAGAUAGCUGGAUGUCUAUGGAGUGAGUCAGAGAGAGUGAAUGCAUAAUUAGGAAAGUGGAACUGAGUCAAAGGCUUUUAUUUGUUUAUUUAUAACAAUAUUUUUUAUUUUUGAGGGGAAACAGAAAGAGUAAACCAAGAAGACCACAUAAUAUUUUAGCCAUAUAAUUUUUUUAAAAAAUAAUUUUGCUUGUGUAAUUUAUUCCCUCUAGUGAAAAUUUGGUGGCUUCUGGGCUUUUCUCCUUUUGCUAACUUUCAUAGAUCAGAAAGAUAGGAAAAACAAGGAUUGUUUUCUCAAAUGUCUCCCCUUGGGACUUGCAGUUCUGCUAUGUAGGUUUAACAUGCAGCUAAGCCAAUCUAAUGAUUUAUGGCCACUGAAAGGUGGCUUUAUUUUUUUGUGGUUCUAUGUUCUGUCCUUUUCUUUAUGCUGAUGCUGCUACUUAUUCAACUUGCUUGUCUGCCAUGUGUUUAUUUUGCUCAUGGAAGUGUCCCAAUGAGUGCCAAAAUCAGCACAAGCUAGUCUGGAGUGCCCAGUUGGGAGAUUAGUUUUGGAGAUGGGGGAUGUCGUAUUCUUAGCAGCCAUAAACUGUGAGGCUGACUCAGAGUGCCUUCUGUACUUAACUACUGGGGUAAGAUAAGCAGCUCUUCAAGAAAUGGAAUAGUGAAAUUCCUCUCUGUUUCUAUAUAAGCAAUGAGAAGAGUUGGCAGUUAAGGAAGAAAUACGUUGAUGAUGAUCAAUGUUAAUACAACUCAUCCCCAUGGGAUUAUCUGGCAUUUUACAGCUCUGAGUUUUUUUCAGAUUCUUUGCAAAACCUGCAAACUCUGUCAGUGAGCUACCUCCAGUGAGCUACCACUGACUCAUCUUUUGGCUUAGGAUGUAGUUUCACUGAGAUCUGGCUGUACGAUGACUUAGUACAAGGAGUUAAACCAGAAGAAUACCCAGUUUUUGCUGGGAUAGCUUUCUGCUCAUUUAAUUCCUUGAAUCAAGCAGGCACCAGUAUUUGCAGAAUUGAGGCUGGAGAAGAAUGCUGACAGGUCGAAGGGGGAAGCAGAAUUGUCUUUUCAACAGAAGCUAAACCUUCUAUCCAUAUCCACCUUGUUGCAGUGCGAGACUUCACCUUUAGGACGUGGCUUCACAGUUGAUUGAAACUGAUCUCAUUCUGACUUCUCUGGAAAGAAACCCUACUGCCUUCCUGGUAUCAACCCUGUUAAAACAAACCCUGCUCAAAAUGGCUUGUUUGCAUAUGUAGUCAUGGGGUUACUAGCAUCGACAGAAGGAGGAUAAAUCACAUUAGGAGAUGAAAUGCCAUGAUGAAAUCCCACAAUGCCAUUUUGAGAGGGUGAGGUGAAGGGGGAGAAAAGGGCAAUAAAAAAUGGCCAAGCAAACAGCCGUGACGAUUACUUUGGCGACCCUGCUGGGUGUUGCACUGGGGGGCCUGGUUUUGUGGAAAGCGACCCAGCGUCGGAAAGGAAAAACACGCUGUAGUAGUCAGCAAGAGGAAGCAACAGUGAAGUCUGGAGAUGAGAAACUCAUUAAGGCAGAGGAUAAGAAGGUGCUUUCCUUCUUCAGAUCUCCCACCUUUUUCUGGUUAGAGAGGACCCUUGGUGCAGACAUAGUAAUAGUUUCAGAGCAGGAGGAGUGGGAUCAUGUUGAACCAUUGCUGAAGAAGGAGCUGGAGAAGUGGCCGGUUCUUGGAAUUGACUGUGAGUGGGUAUCUGUGGAGGGAAAAGCAAAUCCUGUAUCCCUGUUACAGAUGGCUUCUUCCAGUGGCCUCUGCAUUCUUGUUCGGUUGCCCAGGCUUGUUGCCAGUGGCCAGACUCUUCCAAAGACCCUGUUGGACAUCAUGGCAGAUAGUGCUGUGUUGAAAGUUGGAGUAGGAUGCUGGGAAGAUGCUUGCAAAUUGCUUCAUGAUUAUGGCCUUCCAGUCAAAGGGAGCAUGGAUCUCCGGUAUCUAGCCAUGAGACAACGGAAGGAUCUACUUCACAACUGCCUUAGCCUUAAGUCUUUAGCAGAAAAAGUCCUGAACUUCCCACUUGACAAGUCUCCUCAUGUGCGUUGCAGCAACUGGGAAGCAGAAGAACUGACACAAGAUCAGGUUCUCUAUGCUGCUAGGGAUGCCCAGGUCUCAGUGGCUCUAUUCUUCCAUUUGCUGGGAUUUGCCAGCCUCCCUGAUACGUCUGAAGGUGAAAACUCUCUCACUAAUUGGGAGAAAGUACAGGGUAAAUGCCAGGGCUUGGUGGAUAUCCCAUUUAGAGGAAGGAAGAGUGGCAGCACAGGAGAGGAGAAGAGUGGAGAGGUACGUUCCCCUCAGAAAACAAAGAAUCGGAAAUCUUGGGUGAAUGGCCAACCCUCUGGCAAUCAGCAAAUGAGAGAUCCACGGAGACAGAAGCGAAAGCCUCUGGGUGUGGGAUAUUCUGCACGAAAAUCUCCAUUGUAUGACAACUGCUUCCUGCAUGCACCAGAUGGACAGCCCCUGUGCACUUGUGAUCGCAAGAAGGCUCAGUGGUAUUUGGACAAGGGGAUUGGAGAGCUAGUUAGCACAGAUCCUUUUGUUGUGAAGCUGCGGUUUGAGCCUUCAGGACGUCCUGAAUCUCAAGUUGAUUAUUACCUGACAGUCAAGGAAAACCUCUGUGUUGUGUGUGGCAAGCGAGAAUCCUAUAUCCGGAAGAAUGUUGUUCCUCAUGAAUACAGAAGACACUUCCCCAUCCAGAUGAAGGACCACAACUCGCAUGACGUGCUCCUGCUCUGCACAUCCUGCCAUGCCAUCUCCAAUUACUAUGACAACCACCUCAAGCAGCAGCUGGCCCAGGAGUUCGGGGCUCCAAUCGGCUCCGAGGAAGGUGUGCGUCUCCUGGAGGACCCUCUGCGCAGGCAAGUGCGCUCGGGGGCGCGAGCCCUGCUGAAUGCAGACAGCCUGCCUGAACCCCGAAGGGCAGAGCUGCUGCAAAGCAUCAAGGACUUCUAUAACUCAGACACAGUCACUCCAGAGAUGCUCCAGGCAGCAGCUGGUCUGGAAACCAGGAUCUGCAAUGAGAGCUACGUGCCACAUGGGCUGAAGGUGGUGCAGUGUUGUGCUAAAGGAGGCCUGCGCUCUCUUAUGCAGCUGGAAAGACGCUGGCGGCAGCAUUUCUUGGACAGCAUGAAGCCCAAGCACCUCCCAGAGCAAUGGUCAGUGGACCAUAACCAUGUGAAGUUGAUCCAAAAAUAUGGGGAGGAUCUUCAGAUCAAGCUGUCAUGAAACUAACUUCCUGGACUCUGGAUACUGUCUAAUGGACAUCUGUAACUGAAGACAGAAAGACAAUUUUUAUUUCUAUGUCUCCACUAACACCUGGGGCCUGGGUUUGAAAAAGGGCAGCAGUAGAUCUGCCAGAUUUUCCAGUUAGAGUUAAAUUUGGCAGUUUAUAGAGUUAAAUCCCUUGACUUGAACUUUCAGGUUUGGAAGUUUAAUCCUAGUUUGUCACUUACUAGUUUGGUGCAAGAGUGAUAAGGGAACUUGUCUUCUCAAAGUGACUGUGAAGAACCAUUUUCUAGCCCCCAGGAUGUCUGAUGCCUUCAUACCAUCUCUCAUAAUAAAGUGAGUCCAGAGAAAGGCAACAAAAGCACAAUAGAUGAAUGUUUCUGGAUGUUCUGACAUACAUUUGUGCCCUUGACUUUGCCUUGAGAGUCUUGAGGGUCUUCUUGAUAAAAAUCUUUCUUUUCAGUGCAGUUGUACUUACAGGAGUUCUUCCUAGAGAAGACCUCCUGCCAGAGAGAGAUUCCUUGUUUGGAAGAAAUGAAGAAACCUUAUUUUUUGCAGAUUCUGAGCUGUCCCAGCAUUGCAGAUAGGCCUCAGCAAAUUUCCUGGUAGCAGGUGCCUGAUGAGAAGUGACACUCUGGCAGUAUGGAAAUACCCAUGCCAAGUCUUUUGUUAAACAGCUUCCAGUAACACAGAGUUUGUAAAAAUUGCUUUUCCUAAUCCUGCUUGUUUGUCAUGACUAGUGUGCAGGGCUGUUACAGAGAUGGGGUGGCAUAACUCCUGUGACUGGUUUGUUGAUAUGGAAGGAUGCAGGCUCAUCAGGAAGAGGAGGCACUGGAGGCGAGGAGGAGGUGUCACCUUCUAUGUCAAUGAUUGGUUGGAGUGCACAGAGCUCCAUUUGGAGUGCAUGGAGCUCAGCCUAGGGAUGGAUGAGGAGUCCAUCAAGAACUUAUGGGUCAGGAUUAAAGGGAGGGCAAACACAGGUGACAGGGGGGAUCUGCUACUGAUUGCCCAACCAGGAAGACUGAGAGGAUGAAGCCCUCUAUAGGUAAGAGCAACCUCGUGUUCACAAGGCCUAGUCUUCAUGGGGGACUGCAGCCACCCCGUAUCUGUUGGAGAGGCAACACAGGCGGGCAUAAGCAAUUCAGGAGGUUCCUGGAAUGCAUUGAUAACUUUUCCAGAAAGCAAACUGCAUCAUGGGCUGCAUCAAAAGAGGCAUGACCAACAGGUCAAGGGAGGUAAUUCUUCCCCUCUAUUCUGCUCUUGUGAGACCACUUGGAGUACUGUGUCCAGCACUGUGGCCCCCAGUAUAAUAGAGGAAGUCCAAAGGAGGGCUACAAAGAUUAUCAGAAGGCUGAAGCACCUGUCCUAUGACUUCUUACAAGAGUGUGUAGUGAUAGUACAAGGAUUAGUGGAUUUAAACUCGAAGAGGCUAGGUUUAGAUUAGGUAUUGGGGAGAAAUUCUUUGCUGUGAGGGUGGUGAGGCAAUGGAAGAGGUCGCCUGAGAAGCUGUGAGUGUCUCAUCCCUGGAAGUGUUCAAAGCAAGGUUGGAUGGAGGUAUGAGCAACCUGGUCUAGUGGAAGGUGGCGCAGUCUGUGGCAGGGAUGUUGGAACUGGAUGUUCUUUGGAGUCCCAACCCAAACCAUUCAGUGAUUCUUUGAAUACCACUUGGUGAGUACCUUUUCAUAUCAGAAUGAAAUAAGGACAGGUAUCUCAAAAAGGAUGAGAGGAAACAAUUUAAAGACCAGAAGCUUUUAAGAGACCUGAUCACACGUGGCAAAAAAUGGAAAAUCUGACGUUUUGUACCUGGAUUUGACAUGUGUGGUGGUGAGCAGGUUAUACUCUCUUCAUGCCUGUUUCUGUGUCUCUAAAAUGAGACUAAUAAUACUUAACUAUCUCACAAAGGUGUUGUGAGUCUUAAAUAACUCAUGUUUUUGUAAAAUGCUUUGAAAAUAUGAGCUAGUGUGUGCUAAUUGGUGUUGCUGGUUUUUAAGAUGUGCUGCUAACUUCAUUAAAUAUUCACGUUUUUUGUCUGGUGCUAGACCUUAGUUAAAGAUAACUUUUUAAAACUACACACUCCUUUCUGUAAAAUUCCUUUUGAUGAUUUUGAUUGCAUGAGAUGAGUGUGCUUCUACUGAAUGAUGAAGCUAUGCUCAACUUUUAUACGCCUCUGUAAAGAAGUUUCAGUAAAACCCUUAUCUUCCCA